Messenger RNA from Syngnathoides biaculeatus (alligator pipefish), 2041 nucleotides. RefSeq names its product ankyrin repeat and SOCS box containing 6 (gene asb6). Gene Ontology annotation, biological process: intracellular signal transduction; protein ubiquitination. NCBI's taxonomy places the organism in Eukaryota, Metazoa, Chordata, Actinopteri, Syngnathiformes, Syngnathidae. The record is from RefSeq and is a predicted model, not a curated record. Gene Ontology annotation, cellular component: BRCA1-BARD1 complex. Gene Ontology annotation, molecular function: protein binding. The coding region runs from base 346 to 1647 and encodes 433 amino acids. The transcript has 8 exons.
CACUCCCUGCAAAGGUCAAGGGUUGAAAGUAAGAUGGCUGCCUCUCACCAGGUGUGAGUGCAUGUGUGCUCAGGACAAAUAUGGAAGCAGGCCUUCCAGCAAGAUCAGGUUUUUCAAAGUUUGGCAGCAUUAUUUUGAAAUAUAAUUUGUAUAUCACCAACACAUCGACCAUCCUUAACCCGGUUCUUGACCCGACCUGAACAAACAAAUGCCACCCGUUCCAUCAAGCGGGGCGGACAUUAUCCCCACCCACAAAACCACAUUUGUUUCAGACAGAAGGACAAAGACCCCCGAAACCGUGGACCUUUCAGGUUGGGAAACACUGCUUGAAGGAGUCAAGGAGCCAUGCCUUUCCUCCACGGAUUUCGAAGGAUCAUAUAUGAAUAUCAGCCGUUGGUGGAUGCUGUCAUGAGUGUGGUCGACCAGGAACAACUAGAGGGGAGUCACAUGAGCAGUCCUGAAGACGAGCGACGUCUGUGCAGUUCUUUGGUGGCGCUGCUCGAGCGAGAGUCCCAGUCCGAAGUCUUCCUGGAAGGCAUCAGCUACGCUCUGUUUAAGGUGGCUGAGCGAGGACUGGUGCCAGCAGCUCAAGUGCUUCUACGGUACAGAGCAGAUCUUAAUUUUGAGGACCCGGUGUCUUUCUACAAUCCACUGCAUAUAGCAGUUCUGAGGAACAGACCGAACAUGGUGAAACUGCUCGUUGAGCACAAGGCUGACAUUGAAAAAAGAGACCGGAUCCACGAGAGCAGCCCCUUGGAUCUUGCCUGUGAGGAUUUGGACCGCCUUCCCUGCCUGCAGGCGUUGCUCGACCUGGGUGCCAAUGUCAAUGCGCGGGAUAAACGAGGUAAAACGCCUUUGCUUCAUGCCUUGGCAAGCACCGACGGCCUUACUGUGAACAACACUGAGAACAUCCGGCUUCUCCUUGAGAGAGGUGCUGACGUGAACGCCGUAACUGAAGAUGGUGAAACAGUUGAGUCCUCCUUGGUGUUUCUGGUCAAAGAGGCGCUUGAUGCCGACCCCGAGGAUGCCGCCCAGAUUGGAAAAUUCUGCCUGGAAACUGCACGCUUACUGCUGGCCCACGGCGUGGAUCCCAGUUGUGACGGGAACGACUGUGAGUCCUCGCUGACCCAAACCAGCCUGGAACACUUUGACCUGCUCUUCCCCCUGGCCGUGCUGGUCAUCCAAAGCGGAGCCUCUUUGGCGUGCGCCCACAGCGACUCCUGCUGGCGGGCUUCCGGCAUUAUUUUCCAAAGGCUGCAGACGGCCCUGCGGCAGUGCUCGGAUCCCGGUCAUGCCUCCGAGCUCCUCGAGCAAGCUGAGGUGCUGCUGGACUUAGCGAGGGUUAACCACCCCGCUGUCAGGCUGCGUUCCAGGCUGGAACCGCUUGCGUUUGGUCAAGACCCUCACCCGCAUGCUCAAGAUAUAAAAGAUCUGUACAGCCGGGCGGUCAAACAUGAGGCGUCUCCUCCUGCUCUCAGAUGCCUUUGCAGGGCUUUUAUACGGAGCCACCUCCAACCCUGGCCACUGGAAGUGAGAAUCGAUGCUCUGCCCUUACCGGACAGACUGAAAGGAUUCCUUCUUCCCGAGCGCACAUAUAAGCCAAAACCUGGUUGGGACUGUUUUAAGCCUCAGCAAAACCCGCUUUGAUCACCUGACGUGUACUAUCCCGAUUUCGUAAAGUACCUACAUAAAUGUGAAGCACCUGUACGCUCAUCAAGUACACCAGAAAAAACUGAAAUUCAUUGAGACACGCGGCUUGGAUUCAAUCAUGUCCUUUUUGUGGCUUCGCUUUUUCAGUAGUUGACCAAACUAAUCAUUUUGAUUUGUGAUCCGAUCAAUGGUUGAAAGCAUCUGCGAUGUGAGGUGGUCAGCUGUACUGCUCUUCAAUGUAAAUGUCACCAGGUGGCAGUAUUUCUCUAUUGGGUAUUUUGGCUACAGCCAGCUAAAAUGGUUGUUUCGACCUAUCGCCUCCAUUAUUGUGAUGUGAAAUUAGUUUUCUUCCCGCUUAAAAUGAAGUUGGACUAAUAAAAAGUCUCACAGA